Molecule: messenger RNA, 1529 nt
Organism: Drosophila erecta
Lineage: Eukaryota; Metazoa; Arthropoda; Insecta; Diptera; Drosophilidae
Gene: Snx21
Product: sorting nexin-21
Exons: 4
Coding region: 245-1225 (326 amino acids)
Biological process (GO): protein transport
Cellular component (GO): early endosome membrane
Molecular function (GO): phosphatidylinositol phosphate binding
Source: RefSeq, a predicted model, not a curated record
GGUCUCUAAGACCAAUACCCGCGUAGGGUGUUCCAGAGUCACCUAUGCGGAAUUCACACGCACAAAACAAAGACCUCCGUCCCACUUGCAAUGUUUUUGUUUGGGGCGGAAUUAGUCACUGUAAAUUGACUCAACUAUGCCAACCGCAUAAUCCGCCGUAAACCAGAAGCAAACUGCAAGUGCACAGCUGCGGAUCGAAAACAGCAGCCCAGUAAGAAAUCACAAAGAGAUUCACUGAACCCAUAUGCCCAUUCACGCCGUGAUGGCCAAGCGGUCGCACCACCAGCCUUCCUUCGAUGGGGAGCCACCCGGUCCGGAUGAGCUGGACAGCCCAGCCAUCGAGGCGGCGGCCCUCGACAUUCCCCCUCCCGAAUCAGAUAAGGCACUUCAAAAAGGUGUCUGGGAGCGACCCGCUAGUGCUGAAUACAAGCCGACCACAGAUGGCAGCACCGUGCUCCACUUUGACAUCUUGCUGGCCCACAUAAUGCCUCCCGACGGCGAGGAUGUGAAGAUCAAGCGGUUCGUGGUCUAUGAGCUCACUGUAAAGCAGGAUGGAGCCACGGAGGACACUCAGCCGGCAAAGAUUGAACGCCGCUACACCGACUUUCGGGAGCUUUAUCUGGGCCUUAAGCGGCAGCAUCCGGCAGAAAUGGCCAACAAGUACUUCCCAGCCAAGGUACUGAUGGGCAACUUUAAGUCCGAGCUGAUUGGCGAACGGAGUUCGGCCUUUGAGGCGUUCCUCACGUAUGUGGCAAGCCAGGCGAAACUCCGGGACUCGGAGGACUUUCUGCGCUUCCUGCAGCACGACGAACUGACCAGGGCAUGCCAGUUUCUGGAUGAGCGGCGUAACGAGAUGGCCAUACCCAUUCUGGAGAACUGUUUCCGCUUGCUGAACAAGAUAUACAUGAAUCGAUCAAGACCGGUGCUUUUAAUACUCUGCCGUCUGGUGGCUGCCUGCACCUCAUCCCCAGUGCCUCAUCACGCGGCCGAGAGGUGGGCCCUCUUGGCACUGAGUCGCUUUGAGACGUUGUGCGAUAUUGAUCUACUGCCGCUGUACAUUCCCCUGCUCCACACCUGCGCCCACCUGUGGUGGCAGCGCGGCCAGGACCAAAAGCCGAUCACCGACCGACUGACUGACAUGUCCAAGCAGGGCAUCAACACGGCGAACACCGAGAGCCUCAUGCAGGCUAUUCAUAAGAUCGAUCCUCGCACUGAAACAAUUUGAAUCGCGAAUCUCCGCUACAAUUUUCAUACAUUAGUUUAAUAUUUUGUUCUGUAGUUCUGUGUAGUAGUUGUCAGGCGGAAAGUGCAAUUAGAUAAUGUGUGCAAUUAGUUUUAAGGUGAAAUGAGUAUUUAUCAACCUUUAGUUACCAACGCUGUCCUCCAAAGUAGUCUGUUCUUGCGAACAGUGUGUCACAAAAGCCCAGCCAAAUUUAGCCAACAAUUUUGAAAAACGUACGUUUGAAUUUUUUUGUUUGAAUGUUUAAUUCGUUAUUUCAAAUCUGUGAUUUCCAAAUUAAAAUGUUAAA